UUUGUUUGAUUUUCGUUGCAGCUUGCUAUUACAUAAUGCCUAUCCCAAAGAUAAAAUACUCUUCCUCAAGUGAUGAGCAAACAUCAGCAAAUUCAGCAAGUUCUGAGGUGGACUCUCAUGAAUCCUGGACCCCAAACAAACAUGACAGCAACCCAUACUUACAAUUCGAGUUCACUCCAGGGAAUACAGUUAUUGGUAUACAAAUCAAGGGCAAGGAAGAAAAGAACGAGUGGGUUACAAAAUUCACAAUUUCCUACAGUGUUGAUGGAAUUGUAUGGAUUCCGCUAAACAAGAUAUUUGAUGGCAACUCCGAGGAACACAAGGAAACCAUCAUCUUUUUCGACCAAUCUAUCCCCUCCGAUGCUGCUUAUGUUCGUGUUUAUCCUGUUGAAUAUCAUGGGCACAUCAGCUUACUUGCUCAACUUCUACAAGACUGUCUGAAUAAGACAACAACUGAAGCACCAACAACGCCCACUCCCUACCCCUACACUUGCUAUUACAUAAUGCCUAUCCCGAAGAUAAAAUACUCUUCCUCAAGUGAUGAGCAAACAUCGGCAAAUUCAGCAAGUUCUGAGGUGGAUUCUCAUGAAUCCUGGACCCCAAACAAACAUGACAGCAACCCAUACUUACAAUUCGAGUUCACUCCAGGGAAUACAGUUAUUGGUAUACAAAUCAAGGGCAAGGAAGAAAAGAACGAGUGGGUUACAAAAUUCACAAUUUCCUACAGUGUUGAUGGAAUUGUAUGGAUUCCGCUAAACAAGAUAUUUGAUGGCAACUCCGAGGAACACAAGGAAACCAUCAUCUUUUUCGACCAAUCUAUCCCCUCCGAUGCUGCUUAUGUUCGUGUUUAUCCUGUUGAAUAUCAUGGGCACAUCAGCUUACUUGCUCAACUUCUACAAGACUGUCUGAAUAAGACAACAACUGAAGCACCAACAACGCCCACUCCCACCCCUACAGUGAAAACAACAACAACCACAACACCUUGCUAUUACAUAAUGCCUAUCCCAAAGAUAAAAUACUCUUCCUCAAGUGAUGAGCAAACAUCAGCAAAUUCAGCAAGUUCUGAGGUGGACUCUCAUGAAUCCUGGACCCCAAACAAACAUGACAGCAACCCAUACUUACAAUUCGAGUUCACUCCAGGGAAUACAGUUAUUGGUAUACAAAUCAAGGGCAAGGAAGAAAAGAACGAGUGGGUUACAAAAUUCACAAUUUCCUACAGUGUUGAUGGAAUUGUAUGGAUUCCGCUAAACAAGAUAUUUGAUGGCAACUCCGAGGAACACAAGGAAACCAUCAUCUUUUUCGACCAAUCUAUCCCCUCCGAUGCUGCUUAUGUUCGUGUUUAUCCUGUUGAAUAUCAUGGGCACAUCAGCUUACUUGCUCAACUUCUACAAGACUGUCUGAAUAAGACAACAACUGAAACACCAACAACUCCCACUCCCACCCCUACAGUGAAAACAACAACAACCACAACACCUUGCUAUUACAUAAUGCCUAUCCCGAAGAUAAAAUACUCUUCCUCAAGUGAUGAGCAAACAUCGGCAAAUUCAGCAAGUUCUGAGGUGGAUUCUCAUGAAUCCUGGACCCCAAACAAACAUGACAGCAACCCAUACUUACAAUUCGAGUUCACUCCAGGGAAUACAGUUAUUGGUAUACAAAUCAAGGGCAAGGAAGAAAAGAACGAGUGGGUUACAAAAUUCACAAUUUCCUACAGUGUUGAUGGAAUUGUAUGGAUUCCGCUAAACAAGAUAUUUGAUGGCAACUCCGAGGAACACAAGGAAACCAUCAUCUUUUUCGACCAAUCUAUCCCCUCCAAUGCUGCUUAUGUUCGUGUUUAUCCUGUUGAAUAUCAUGGGCACAUCAGCUUACUUGCUCAACUUCUACAAGACUGUCUGAAUAAGACAACAACUGAAGCACCAACAACGCCCACUCCUACCCCUACAGUGAAAACAACAACAACCACAACACGUAAGGCCAUAUAA
Messenger RNA from Lethenteron reissneri (Far Eastern brook lamprey), 1979 nucleotides. RefSeq lists its product as uncharacterized. Lineage: Eukaryota; Metazoa; Chordata; Hyperoartia; Petromyzontiformes; Petromyzontidae. The record is from RefSeq and is a predicted model, not a curated record.